Alosa sapidissima (American shad) is the source of this 2126-nucleotide messenger RNA. RefSeq names its product 1-acylglycerol-3-phosphate O-acyltransferase 4 (lysophosphatidic acid acyltransferase, delta) (gene agpat4). Lineage: Eukaryota; Metazoa; Chordata; Actinopteri; Clupeiformes; Clupeidae. The coding region runs from base 353 to 1486 and encodes 377 amino acids. The record is from RefSeq and is a predicted model, not a curated record. The transcript is spliced from 9 exons. Gene Ontology annotation, cellular component: endomembrane system; mitochondrial outer membrane. Gene Ontology annotation, molecular function: 1-acylglycerol-3-phosphate O-acyltransferase activity.
UCAUUCCCGCGCUAAGUGCCCAGACCCUACAUUUUAAUGUGGGUCUGGCUCGUCAGGCUAGGCGGGUACCCCAUACGUACAAGAAAUUGCCCAACGUGGAACAACACUGGUGAUUAAACUCCUCACAUUAGGCUAUCAUUUAUCACGGUCGCAGUGACACAGGGUGUGGUCUCGAAGGUUCGCUACGCAAAAUGUUGAAAUGAUUCAUGGUGCUUUGCUGAUCACCGACAGCAUUUUUGAUUAUUGGCUGUGUGGGUCACUUUCUCGUACCGUGGAGUUGUCACGGCUGUGCUCCUAACUUGGAUCUACAGUAGACCUGUCACAUCGGGGAGAGUGGAUCAGCAUUCCAAGCAUGGGGCUGCUGCAGCUGCUGAAGUCCCAGUUCCUCUGUCACCUCCUCAUCUGCUAUGUGUUCCUGGUCAGCGGCCUGCUGGUCAACCUGCUGCAAUUCUUCACACUGCCCCUCUGGGCCUUCAACAGGCAGCUGGCCCGCAAGAUCAACUGCAGACUGGGCUACUGCAUCUCCAGCCAGAUGGUAGCAGUGCUGGACUGGUGGUCUGGUACUGAAUGUACGCUCUACACGGACCCAGAGAGCUACGCACUGUAUGGCAAAGAGAACGCCAUCGUCAUCCUCAACCACGGCUUUGAGAUUGACUUCUUGUGCGGUUGGACCUUCUGUGAGAGAUUUGGCGUCCUUGGGACAUCCAAGGUCAUGGCCAAGAAGGAACUUGCCUAUGUGCCUCUGAUUGGCUGGAUGUGGUACUUCCAGGAGAUAGUAUUUUGUAAGAGGAAGUGGGAGGAGGAGCGCAGAACGGUGAUUAAGAGUCUGCGGAACCUACGGGACUACCCAGAGAACUUCUGGUUCCUGCUUUUCUGUGAGGGCACACGCUUCACUGAGAAGAAGCACAAGAUAAGCAUGGAAGUGGCCGAGAGCAAAGGGCUGCCCAAGCUGAAGUACCACCUCCUGCCCCGCACCAAGGGCUUCUGCGUUAGCGUGCAGAACCUCCGAGGCACAGUUACUGCUGUGUACGAUUCUACACUUAAUUUCAGAAACAACGAAACACCUACAUUACGUGGAAUCCUAAGUGGGAAAAAGUACCACGCAGAUCUCUAUGUGAGGAGGAUUCCUCUGGACACGAUCCCUGAUGACGAGGCAGAAUGCGCUGCCUGGCUUCACAAACUUUAUCAAGAGAAGGACACGUUUCAGGAGAGGUAUGUGCAGAAGGGUAGUUUCCCUGGGCCGGUGGUCAAUCCGCCACGCCAGCCGUGGGCCCUGACCAACUGGCUGUUCUGGACUGUCCUGACCCUCUACCCCCUCGUCCUGCUGCUGCUUCAGCUGCUCCAGAGCGGCUCCACACUGACCAUCCUCAGCAGCCUGGCUGUCUGCGUCGCAGCUUCUGUGGCCGUGCGCUGGAUGAUUGGACAGACGGAGAUCAACAGGGGAUCAAGUUACGGGAACAAGGAAACAGCACUCAACAACAAUUAAUGAGGAAUUAUCACCAAGAGAAUCACCACAACUGCACACUAAUUAUAGUUAAGAGCUGGCACACAACAGCCAACUCAUGUCGUCUGGGGCGGUGUCCUUGUUUGACAGCUUUGCACAAAACAAACUUAUGUAUACUUUGCUGGAUAACAAGUUGGCAUUGACUUUGCUUGAUCAGGUAAACUUGCAAAGCAAAAAGAUUGCAGGGAAAACUACCUUGAGUUAGAUACUCACUUCCAAUGGAAAAUGGUGUAACCAAAGAGACCAAUAAAUGCCUUUUUUUUUUUUUACAAAAUUGUUCUUUUUAUUAAUAUUGUUUUGUACAAUGCAAACACCGUAAGAGCAGCGGAGCACCAGAAAUGUUGAUGAUGCUUGUAUGCGUAUGCGUCUGUAAUGGGGGAGGUUGGGUUAAAUACAGCAGCAGGAGAGAGAGAUCUUUUUCUUUCUUUCUUUCUUUCUUUCUCUCCCUCUCCUCUCAUUUGGUUUGGGCUCACUUCAGACACCGCUGUUUACGAAGACCUGACCAAGUAGGGCAUCGCUUGCAGCACAUAACAGUUGUCUUCUUUUAUAGGCUUAAAUACAAACUGCUUACAGUGGGCUCUGCAGGCAAGGCAAACAAAAGGGCAAUUUUUUUUUUUUUUUU